GCCACAAUAGCGAAUUCAGCUUGGUACCCCUGUGCUGGGAAUGGUUGAUGAUCUGGCUGGGUAUGUUGCAGGGCAAAGACAAGGACGUGGAGCUGCUGCUUACAGACUUGCGUCUUACUUAGUCUUACGCUCAGUCUUACUCAAAUCCUCCACCUCGCCGGCUGAUGGGAGUUCUUGUUGCUUCGCUGAUACCCCUCAAGUCUCCCACCGUCAGUCAUGGCUGGAGAUGUCAUUCCAGCACCCUUCCAGAUCACGGAAAAUGAUAAACGCGGAUUGAUCGUCGUGACCGCUGGAUGUACGUUGGCCUUCAUUUGGGUGUGUUUUGUUAUACGAGUAUGGCUGCGCUUGCAAGUCAGAGAAUGGAGGUCUGAUGAUUACUUCCUCGCAGCAGCGACGUUUUUAGACACAAUUCAGACUGGAAUCACAUUCCAUCUUGUCAAUCUAGGCUUGGGUGGUCCUCAGGAAGAGAUUCCUUUGGAUCGACUCAAGGACAUCGGGAAGCAAGGUUUUGCCUCCCAAAUAUUCUACAUUCUCGCACUAUGGACUACCAAGUCUUCCAUCUUGCUGCUAUAUAUACGGCUGUCACCGAGUGGUGUCAACAGGAUUGCGUCGUGGACGAUGCUCGCGUGUUCUGCAGUGUGGGCACUUGUUUCGAUCAUCCUGAUAUCUGUUCCGUGCAACCCUGCGCAGUUAUAUACUAGCAAAGCUGGAGAAUGCGCUGAUAUGUGGCCGAAAUGGCAAGCUAUCACCGCUCUUGACAUCACCACCGAAGGCCUCAUCUUCCUCAUUGCGAUUCAACUCGUGUGGACGCUUCACAUGCGAUGGAAGACCAAGUUCCUUGUCGUGUUUGCAUUUUCCGCACGACUUCCGAUUAUUAUGAUUGCGGCUAUUCGACUCUACUACUUCCAACAAGCGAUCGCCGACACGAAUGUUACAUAUGCGAGCAGCUUCUAUCUGGUCGCCAACCAGUGGCAGAUGAGCUACGCCAUCAUUUCACUUACGAUCACCGGCAUGGGCCCUUUUUUACGCCCUUUCAACAAGGAUCUGAUGACGAGCUACGUAGCGAAGCGGUACGCAAGGAACGGCAAUAUUAUCGAGUCUCAGUCCGGGGGAUCUCAACUGGGCUACCAGAUGAGUCGGCUAGAUCGUGAAGAAAACAGGCCAGUACGGGUGAGGCUGGGCCCAAGCAAUCGCUCAAGGAACGAGUCGAAAGCAUCUUCUCCAGAGCCUGGUCAGGUUUCGCCUACUUCGCAGACAUCUAUCAUUAGAUCGGCAGAGCCGCCAACCUUUCGUCCACAGCAUGAAGGCCUCAGACACGACGCCGAAGUGUGGGUCGGAAAGCGUACAUCGAGUGUACGGGAUGCAGACGAUGUGUUCAGACAUCUGAGCGACGAGACUCGGCUGGUCAUCACGAAAAAGACAGAGAUGAAGGUAGAGAGCGACAGCGCAAGUCAAGCGCAGCGAUAAUUGAGCAGGCCUUUCCGCGGGUGUUUUGCUAUGGAUUGAUACCCACUACCGUAUCGUUUGUUGUAUUACUACUUCCAUUUGGAUACGCAUAUAGAGACGACAAUGAGAGAUGUUGAUGUUCAC
Molecule: messenger RNA, 1590 nt
Organism: Macroventuria anomochaeta
Lineage: Eukaryota; Fungi; Ascomycota; Dothideomycetes; Pleosporales; Didymellaceae
Exons: 4
Coding region: 217-1467 (416 amino acids)
Source: RefSeq, a predicted model, not a curated record